Messenger RNA from Centropristis striata (black sea bass), 2020 nucleotides. RefSeq names its product R3H domain containing-like (gene r3hdml). The coding region runs from base 1 to 795 and encodes 264 amino acids. The transcript has 6 exons. The record is from RefSeq and is a predicted model, not a curated record. Lineage: Eukaryota; Metazoa; Chordata; Actinopteri; Perciformes; Serranidae.
AUGAAGAGUCGUGCAGGGAGGUGGUGCAGCUGCAGCCUCCUCCUCCUCCACAGGCCUGAGAUGGGUGCUGCUUGUGUUCAACUCCUGUUGGCUGCCACCCUGUGGACGAUGCCUCACGUUGGAGCUGCUGCUGCGGCUGUUGUUGUGCUGCCGAGCUCCACCGAGCCGAUCAACAUGACCAGAGCAGAGUCAGGCUUCAGGAUGUUUCCUGGAGCUGUCAGCAGACAUAAACGAGCCGUUUCUUCCAGAGAGAUCAACGCUCUGCUGGAUUACCACAACCGGGUCCGCUCUCAGGUCUUCCCCCCUGCAGCUAAUAUGGAGUUCAUGCUCUGGGAUCAAGGACUUGCUAAGUCAGCUGACUCUUGGGCUUCACGAUGCGUCUGGGAUCAUGGACCAACACAAGCCAUGAGAUACAUGGGCCAGAACCUGUCAAUCACUUCAGGAAGGUACCAGUCCAUCACUGAUCUGGUCCGGUCCUGGUAUGAGGAGAGGCAUCACUUCUCCUACCCCAACAGAUGCAGUGGAUCGGUGUGCUCUCACUACACUCAGAUGGUUUGGGCAAGCACCAACAGAGUGGGAUGUGCUGUCAGGAAGUGUUCUAACAUGAAUGUUUUUGGGAGCACAUGGAGAGAGGCAACACUGCUGGUCUGCAACUACUCUAUAAAGGGAAAUUGGGUGGGCGAAGCGCCCUAUAAGAGCGGGAAGCCUUGUUCCGUCUGUCCGUCCAGCUACGGUGGAUCCUGCUGGAGGAACCAGUGUUCACCAAACAUAAAAACAAGAAGACUCACAAGAUAACAACACAACAUAGUGUUUUUAAAAUGUAUUUUAAUUGAACAUAAAAGUCAUAGACAAGUUUUAAUCAACCAGGGCCUGCAUUAUAAAAUAAAAAAAUGAUGCAGCUGUCCAUUUACAACUAUGUUCACAGUGAAUCUUAAUGAAUUAAUGUUUCACACACAAUUGAGAGAAUAUAGUCCGUAUAAAUAUUAUUUUUUUCAUUGCUGUUGGUCAGUAACAAAAUAAUAUUGACAACAAAAGACAUUUUCUUUCAUCCAGUGAAAUAUUCUUUAUACUUCUUGAAGACAUCUUUAAAGUUUUUGCACUGUUAUUGGUGAAUUUGUUGGUUUCUGACCAAAAAUGAAGCACUUUUGUUGUAUAGUUUAUAUUUACUGUAACCUUAGAUGUGUUUUUGAUCCCCCCUCUUACCUGAUUUAAUUUUUUUGUUGUUGUUGUUGUUGUUCUUUGUGAAAAAAUUGUCAAGUCAUUCCUGCAGUGAAUGCGUUUAAUUUACGGUUGUCUGUUUGCCUGGCUGAACAAUAAUGAAGUUAUAAAUAACUGAUGACGCUGUAUAUCCCUAUAAAUAAUCUGCUGUUCACUACUUUGUGUUUAUUCACUGCUGCUGCAGGAAAUUUCCUGCCCUGCAUCUCACCUCAUUACAUCUCUCCAUUAAGCCCUCAGAGACUUUUUGUGCCAUAAAACAGGAGACUAAUGCAGCUUUUAUGGCCCAAAAUAUAAGGGGAACACACACACAGAGUGGCCACUAACAGCAAACUAUUUGAUAUGAAAGCCAUUUUUGUCCAGCAAACAACAUUCCUCACAAACUGAAAGUUGUAAGAGCAGCCGAGCUCAGCACUUCUGUCACUGUAACGAUUAUUUUUUCCUUUUUCUUUUUUACAGUUCUGGUUAUCAAAGGUAAAUUGCAUCAGUUUUCAGGUUGUCAUCACCAGUUAAUGUAUCCACAGACACUUAAAGCCUUCCUUCUGACACAUUUUAAAGUAUGUAAGAAUAUUGUGAAUAAUAUUUUGAAUUAACAUGAUUUUCAAACGUAAAAAAAAGCAACUGAAAAUAGGCAGGAAGCACCUCUAAUCUUCCUCCCUCACUCAGAAAUUCUGAAUCUGGCCUCUGCCCCUCCCACUACUGCUGCAUUCUGGUCUAUUUUCUCCAUUAGAAGAAACCUUGGGGUGAUUCAGGCUUGCAUAUUCACACCCCAAGUGCGGAUAACAUCCUUUAAACUGUACGGCCG